Acomys russatus (golden spiny mouse) is the source of this 1165-nucleotide messenger RNA. It is a transcript of the gene Hpcal4, whose product is annotated as hippocalcin like 4. The record is from RefSeq and is a predicted model, not a curated record. The transcript has 4 exons. Bases 164 to 739 code for a protein of 191 amino acids. Lineage: Eukaryota; Metazoa; Chordata; Mammalia; Rodentia; Muridae. Gene Ontology annotation, molecular function: calcium ion binding.
CCCAUCCUCAUCUGCUCUGAUCCAUCUUCCUGACCCUGGGUCUGUCAUAGGUGGACAGCUAUCUGGAGAGCCCGCCUUGGGCAAGGGACUUUCACUUCAAGCCGGGUCCCUAAUUCAAGGAAGGAGGUACGGUUACUUUCUUACCCCCCAGCUCAGGCCCACCAUGGGGAAGAACAACAGCAAACUGGCCCCCGAGGUGCUGGAAGACCUGGUCCAGAACACGGAGUUCAGCGAGCACGAGCUAAAGCAGUGGUAUAAGGGUUUCCUGAAGGACUGCCCCAGCGGCAUCCUCAACCUGGAAGAGUUUCAGCAACUCUACAUCAAGUUCUUCCCGUAUGGAGACGCCUCCAAGUUUGCGCAGCAUGCCUUCCGCACAUUCGACAAGAACGGUGACGGCACCAUCGACUUCCGGGAGUUCAUCUGCGCCCUCUCGGUCACCUCCCGGGGCAGCUUCGAGCAGAAGCUCAACUGGGCGUUUGAAAUGUAUGACCUGGACGGCGAUGGGCGCAUCACUCGCCUGGAGAUGCUGGAGAUCAUUGAGGCUAUCUAUAAGAUGGUGGGCACCGUGAUCAUGAUGCGUAUGAACCAGGAUGGGCUCACACCCCAGCAGCGUGUGGACAAGAUCUUCAAGAAGAUGGACCAGGAUAAAGACGACCAGAUCACACUGGAGGAGUUCAAGGAGGCAGCCAAGAGCGACCCGUCCAUUGUGUUGCUGCUACAGUGUGACAUGCAGAAGUAGAGGCUGGUGAGGGGCGGGGCCCCUGGCCAGGACAGGCAUGGCACCUCCCAAUGUGAUGUCCUCUCUGCUGGCCCAUCCCCAGGGGGAGGGGCAUUCCAGCCUCACUCUCUAGCUCACCCUCUCCUCUGCCCAAGCCUUUCUCUUCGAAGUCGAGUUCCGUGAGGGACCACCUCAUCCUGCAGAAGAGACAGGUCUCCUCAAGGAGCCUGUCCUCAGAUAGCCUGUCACUAGCUCCACCUCUAGCCUGGGACUAGAACCAACAUCCUUUGGGCUUAGGAGAGUUGGCUUUUGACCCAAAAGGCGAGGUUAAGGAGGGGCUGAGGACUUUCUUUGCAAUCCUGUUGUUCCCAGGGUGAUGCCUAAGUAAACAGUGUGGUCUCACAGGCCCCCAGUCAGAGAGGGCCAAGCUGGGUCUGUCCUUUACAG